Molecule: messenger RNA, 1842 nt
Organism: Cordyceps fumosorosea ARSEF 2679
Lineage: Eukaryota; Fungi; Ascomycota; Sordariomycetes; Hypocreales; Cordycipitaceae
Product: DNA repair protein Rad7
Exons: 4
Coding region: 1-1842 (613 amino acids)
Biological process (GO): SCF-dependent proteasomal ubiquitin-dependent protein catabolic process
Cellular component (GO): SCF ubiquitin ligase complex
Molecular function (GO): protein binding
Source: RefSeq, a predicted model, not a curated record
AUGCUAAAGAGCCAGUGCGCCAGGGUCCGGCGGCGAUCAGCGGCCAAUGGUGCCGACGACGAAGGGACCAAUCAUCGCAGGAACAUCACAGGACCACAAUCAGCAUUGACGGACUUCCUAGCUUCACAUAACAUCUCGGCCACUCAGAUUCGUAAUGAGGCCUUGACGCGUCGACAUGCCGCAGCCACGCAAGCUGACGCGAACGCCGAUUCGUCCGCGGUGGCGGAAUCGAGCACCACCGCAAGCCAGCGUGCGGCUGAUGGCAAGAAGCUGACCCAGAAGCAAAAGGAAGAAAAGAAGGCCAUUGAAAAGAUCAAGGCCAGCAAGUCUUUCAAAAAGCGCAAAAAGUUUGAUCGUGAUAGCCAACAGGAUGAUGACAUUGCGCGUGCCAUUUAUGAGCUAAACCACGCGCCCUUGCCUGGUCAAAUGGACAACUGUGAAAUCUGCGACAAACGAUUCACCGUCACGCCAUACUCUGUCACAGGCCCCAACGGGGGUUUCCUUUGUGCCCUCUGCGGUCGCGAGAUAGCCAAAGAGCGAGAAGGGCAAAAGCCGAAAAAGAAGCCUCGCAAGCAAACGGGCGGCAUUGGUGCUCGCCGAACCACGCAAAGCCGAAUGCUUGACGGUGAUGUAGGGACCAAGAGCCUUGCAACGCUUUGCGUCCAAACCCUGGCAAAGAACGUCGAAUUGGCCGAGAGCUUAGGCGACCUGCCGGAGCACCUGAUCGAUAAGAUCGGGCGCAUCUUUUCGAAGCGCAGACUACUCAAGCCAGAGACCCUGCCACUCUUUGUUCAACCAAACACUGAAGCUCUGUACAUUUAUGAUGGCGCUAAGCUCGGAGAAAAUGAGCUGAUCGGUAUUUUUCAAGUAGCGACGAAGUUGCGUCACUUCAAAGUGCGAUGCGCGAUCCAGUUCAAGGAUGAAGUCAUGGAUUACCUCCUCUCGCGCGACAUCCGCUUGGAGACCUUUUAUCUGCAUGGCGCGAACCUGUUGAGCGAAGGAAAAUGGCAUGAAUUUCUUGCUGCAAAAGGCGGUGACCUUCGGACCCUCCAGGUUUACUACACAGACCUGCACUUUGGAGACGACACCAUUGUCGAGCUCCAAAAACACUGCCCGCAUCUACAGCGACUGAAGGUAUCAAAUAACCAGAAGCUUACCAGUAAGGGUGUCCAGGCAAUCGGGGCACUUUCAUCUCUCCAACAUCUCGGCCUCCAAGUUCACCAUGAGAUCACAUCAACAGCACUGACGGAGUGCAUUUCUGGCGUCGGGGCCAGUUUACAGACCCUGUCGUUGAAGAUCUUCCCAGGCGCUGGAGACGAAGUUUUGGAGGCGAUUCGCAAAAACUGCCAGAGUAUCACUAAGCUUCGAAUCACGGACAGCGAAGUCAUGACAGAUGCCGGUUUUGCCAAUCUAUUUACGGGGUGGGAGAAUCCUGCGGUACCAUUUAUUGACCUCCAGAAGUGUCGACAACUCGAAGCUGCCAAUCCACGGGCGAAUCCUGACAAUAUUGGCCUUUGUAGCGAAGGCUUCAAGGCUCUUAUGGCGCAUUCCGGGGCAAAGAUCAAGCAUCUCAAUGUCCAUGCCUGCCGGCACAUCUCGCGCGAAGCGUUUGAAGAAGUCUUUAACGAUAAGGCGUUGUAUCCAGAACUGCGCUCCUUGGAGGUUAGCUUUUGCGAGGCGGUAACGGACUUUAUCCUGGGUAGCAUAUUCCGGACCUGUCCCAAGAUCAAGGAGGUGAACGUGUUUGGAUGCAUGAAGGUCAAGGAGGUCCCGGUCCCACGCGGGGUGAUUCUAGUUGGUGUACCUAAUGCACAAGGCAUGGUGACCGAGGGCAUCCACUGA